AUGGCAAUGGCUCAAGAACAAUGGUCUAAUAAUAAUAGUUUUAAUGUUUGGAGAGAUGGAAAAGGUGAUGAUGAACAUGGUGGAGAAAAUUUAAAAACUCAACCUAUUUCUUUAAUUGAUGAAAUGGAUAUGGAUCAAAAUGAAGUUUUAAAUACUUAUGUUGACAAUGUUCUUAGUUCAACACCAUUAGAGAAGUACCAUCAUGGUUCACAAAUUACAUCUUUUCAAAGAGAUAUUAAAAAUAAUGAUGAGGGAAAUAAAAUUAAUGGUGUUGUUGAAGAACCAAUUACCAAAAAUGAAAGUACUGUUAAUAUUCCAUUUAAUAGUAUUGAAAAUAAUACUCCUGGUAGUGUACCUUUAGCUAGUACACCAGAUUUUUUUACAAUGAAUAUGUUAGGUGGUGUCCAAAAUGGACAUAUAUAUUUUAAUCAACCACCUAAUACUAAUGGUAUACCUUUUAGUACUACUUCUACAAAUUAUACUAUUAAUUCAUGGACAAAUGCCUUUUCUAAUUCAAUGGGUGUUCCAAUGGAUGGUAAUGUUAUGCCUAGAGAUCCAAAUACCAUUUAUUCAUCAUCACCUGCAUCUAAUGUUGGUCCAUAUAAUCAAAUACCUUAUCAUCCUGCUCAACCAAUGUUUAAUCUUACUAAUACAUUUGAUGGUAUAUCAUUAGGUGCAAAUUCUACACAUUCUGGAGAUAGAAGAAAUUCUGUAUCAUCACAAACUUCUCAUGAUUAUAUUAAUGGAUAUCAUUCAUUUUAUAAUGGUCCAACACAUAUUCAUCCUGGUAUGGGUAAUGGAAUACCACAAUAUUAUAUUGCACAACAAUCAUAUCCAAGAGGAGGAACAUUUAAUAAUAAUUAUCAACAUUCACGCCGCCAAAAUACACGUCAAUUAAAUGGUGAAGAAAAAAAAAGUAAUAGAUCAACAUUACUAGAAGACUUCCGUAAUAGUCGCAUACCUCAAUUGAGUUUAUCAGAACUGGGUAAACAAGUUGUUGAAUUUGCUCAAGACCAACAUGGAUCCCGUUUUAUUCAACAAAAACUAGAAAGAGCUAAUUUAAAAGAAAAACAAAUGGUUUUUGAUGAAGUCAUUCAACAUGCACAUAAAUUAAUGACAGAUGUCUUUGGAAAUUAUGUCAUUCAAAAAUUUUUUGAAUAUGGAACUAUUGAACAAAAAAUGCAAUUAACAGAAAAAAUUAAAGGAAAUGUUAUGGAUUUAGCUUUACAAAUGUAUGGAUGUAGAGUUAUUCAAAAAGCUUUAGAAAGUGUUGAUAAAGCUAAUCAAUUAGAAUUAUUAAGAGAAAUGAAAGGUGAGGUAUUAAAAUGUGUUAAAGAUCAAAAUGGUAAUCAUGUUGUACAAAAAGUAAUUGAAAAAGUUAAUCCUAAAGAUUUACAAUUUAUUAUUGAUGCUUUUACAAAAAAUAAAGAAGAAACUGUUGUAACACUUUCUGCUCAUCCAUAUGGUUGUAGAGUUAUUCAAAGAGUUUUGGAACAUUGUACUGAAGCACAAAAAAGACCUAUUCUUGAACAACUUUUAGAAAAUGUUGAAACAUUAAUAAUUGAUCAAUAUGGUAAUUAUGUCAUUCAACAUGUUAUGGAACAUGGUGAUCAAGCAGAUAAAGAUCGUAUUGUAUCACAAAUACGUGGUGAUGUUCUUAAAUUUGCCAGACAUAAAUUUGCUUCAAAUGUAAUUGAGAAAUGUUUAACAUGUGGAGGAAAUCAACAAAAAAAUCAAUUGAUUAUUGAAGUUUGUGGAGAUUCUUCAAAUACACCACUUCUUGAGAUGAUGAAAGAUCCAUAUGCUAAUUAUGUUGUUCAAAAAAUGUUGGAUGUUGCUGAUAGUGCACAAAGAAGAAGAAUGAUGAUAGCAAUAAAACCACACAUAAUAUCUCUUAGAAAAUAUAAUUAUGGGAAACAUAUAAUUACAAAACUUGAAAAAUACUUUCAAAAAAAUAAUCCCAAUAUUCAAGGAGGUUCUCUUUCUCCAAAUGAAAAUGCCCCACUACCAACAAAUGGAAAUUUUCAUGAUUUUGGUACAACAUUUUAA
Messenger RNA from Strongyloides ratti, 2049 nucleotides. Its product is annotated as Maternal protein pumilio. The transcript has 2 exons. Bases 1 to 2049 code for a protein of 682 amino acids. Gene Ontology annotation, molecular function: mRNA 3'-UTR binding. Gene Ontology annotation, biological process: post-transcriptional regulation of gene expression. The record is from RefSeq and is a predicted model, not a curated record. Gene Ontology annotation, cellular component: cytoplasm; nucleus. Lineage: Eukaryota; Metazoa; Nematoda; Chromadorea; Rhabditida; Strongyloididae.